CAUUUUUGUUCCUACAUAUGUUGGGCUGGUGGGCAGUCUCAUAAAUACUGUGAUAGCAAUGGUUUGGAUCCCUUUGCAGGCUAAACCAAAGUCAGACGGUCGUGUGACGGAUCAGAGUGCAUCACAGUCUGGCAGCUUGUUUAGUAUCAAAGAAAUCCAACGCCUGAUGAAGUUUCCAGGAGUGAUGGAAGUUUUCAUAGUCAAGGUCUUUGCUGGACUUCCCAUAGGUUUGUUCAUGAUGAUGUUUUCCAUCAUCUCUAUGGAUUUCUUUGGCUUGGAAGCAGUGGAGUCUGGAUACCUGAUGUCAUAUAUUGGUGUCCUUCAAAUGGUUGUUCAGGGUUUCGUUGUUGGAAAACUUGCUAAGCACUGCACAGAGAUGACCCUGCUCAGACUCAGUGUCUUCGUCUUUGCCAACGUGGGCCUAGGCAUGGCCCUGAUGAGGACCGUGUGGCACUACUGCAUCGUUGCAGUACCACUGGUGUUUGCCUUCAGCAUGCUGGCCACCAUCACUGACAGCAUCCUCACCAAGGCUGUCCCCUCCUCUGACACUG
Messenger RNA from Acanthisitta chloris (rifleman), 551 nucleotides. RefSeq names its product solute carrier family 22, member 18 (gene SLC67A1). The record is from RefSeq and is a predicted model, not a curated record. Lineage: Eukaryota; Metazoa; Chordata; Aves; Passeriformes; Acanthisittidae. The annotation marks the transcript as partial. Gene Ontology annotation, molecular function: transmembrane transporter activity. The transcript is spliced from 5 exons. Gene Ontology annotation, biological process: transmembrane transport.